AUAAUUAUUAUAAAUAUGGAAUCUUACUUGGACGAAGUAAACAACAACAGAAAUAUGGGUAUAACAACACUACUGUAAAAUACAAAUUAACAUUUCCAAGUAUUCAAUUUUAAGGAAGAUAGUGUCAAAAACCGGAAUUUGGAUCAAAUAACUUCACUUAAAUUACAAGCUCCUAUGUUUGUAAACCGUUUGUGUAUGUUGGGUACUUAUGUACCUAAUUUGGUGGAGCUUGAUUUAACAGACAGUUUUCUUCCGUCAUUCAGAGAUUUUGCAUUUAAACUUGAUAAUUUGAAAAUCCUAAAAGUAGCCUCCUGCCACCUAAAAUCAUUGGAUGGAGUUUGGAACAUACCAAACUUGGAAGAGUUAUUUGCUUCUGACAAUGAUAUCAAUGACCUAAUGCUAUGCUCUACACUGGUUAAACUCAUCACUCUAGACUUAUCUAGAAAUAAGAUCAUGGAUUUGACAAGAUUACACUUCUUAAACUUUUGCGAACAAUUACAAAGUUUAUCUUUAUCAGGGUGUCCAGUGGCUAAAGUUGAAGAUUUUGAGAAAAAUGUCCGCAAUAUUUUACCAAACUUGAAUCAUUUGAAUGGAAAUAAAACUUUGGAAAUAGAACAAGUUAAACCCAAAUUGACCAUUGAAUCAAUAGUUUGUGGAAAUAUAACUGCUGCAUUACGAAGUAAAAAAACUAACUACAGUGGAAAUAAGGAUAUACAAUUUGGAAAUGGACAAAAAGUAUUGAAUGAUGAAAAAAAGUAAUUAAAUAAUAUAGGACAAUUUUUAAUUACAAAACUAGUUUAACAUUA
Molecule: messenger RNA, 806 nt
Organism: Melanaphis sacchari
Lineage: Eukaryota; Metazoa; Arthropoda; Insecta; Hemiptera; Aphididae
Product: acidic leucine-rich nuclear phosphoprotein 32 family member E-like
Exons: 6
Coding region: 175-759 (194 amino acids)
Molecular function (GO): protein binding
Source: RefSeq, a predicted model, not a curated record